Molecule: messenger RNA, 693 nt
Organism: Clunio marinus
Lineage: Eukaryota; Metazoa; Arthropoda; Insecta; Diptera; Chironomidae
Source: the annotation of a GenBank genome assembly
AUGAUAACGUCUCAAACUUCAAGUAGCUCAUUGAAUAGUGUAAGCUCGUUGACAAAUGAGAUUUCUUCUGGAUAUCCUGAAAAAUUUAAAGAAUGUUGUGUUAUUGCAAGAAAAGUUUAUAUUGAUCAUCGUGAGAAUAAAAAGUCUUUGACAGUAAUUGUGACUUCGCAUUGUGAAUUGAUUGAAUGUAUAGAAAACGAAGUUUCCAAUUACAUUAAUUUCAACCAUGAAGUGACAUCGAUUGAGGACAAUGAGUUUAUUACUUCUGAUAAUGUCGAUUUUGAUGUGAUGACUUUGAUUUCUGAUAUUGUUGUUUAUGUUGUCAGAAUCAAAUCUGUUUUAUUGACGAUAAAAAGAAAAUCAUCUCAGUUGAAGAUAUUAAAAGUUUUCUCCAAUGUUGAUUCCUUCAAUAUCAAAUACAAUAAAAAUGAAAACAGCGCAGCAAUUUUUGUGACAUUCCAUGAUAAGUCACAGAGGAAAAUAAAUCCUCAUUGUGAUGAUCUCGAUGAUUUAAAUUGUAUAAAAAGUGAAAAAUUUAUGAAAAUGAUUCAAUAUGCGACGGGUAAAUCGAAAAAAGCUCGUUUUUUACUGGAAAGCAUCUCUAAAGAUAUUGAAGAGUUACAUUUCAUGAGCACGAAACAUCUGCCGCGUGUGUUACUUUCAGAGAAUACAAUUCUAUUGCUCAUUGCGUAA